Messenger RNA from Bactrocera latifrons, 1024 nucleotides. It is a transcript of the gene Hsc20, whose product is annotated as iron-sulfur cluster co-chaperone protein HscB, mitochondrial. NCBI's taxonomy places the organism in Eukaryota, Metazoa, Arthropoda, Insecta, Diptera, Tephritidae. Bases 113 to 919 code for a protein of 268 amino acids. The transcript is spliced from 3 exons. Gene Ontology annotation, biological process: protein complex oligomerization; [2Fe-2S] cluster assembly. Gene Ontology annotation, molecular function: ATPase activator activity; protein-folding chaperone binding. The record is from RefSeq and is a predicted model, not a curated record. Gene Ontology annotation, cellular component: mitochondrion.
UAAAAAAUUACGAGAAUUAGAUAAGAACCUUCCUUUAGUGACUGUAUGUUAUGAAUAACUUCGGAAAAAGAAAAGAAGUUCACAAUUAAUAGCUUUACUGCACCAUACUAUAAUGCGGCGUUUUACGAGAUGUUUGCAUACUAUUCGUUUGGAGUUGAACACCAAUAUGAAUUGCACCCGUCUACCCAGCUUAGCUAACUUUUGUGUUGUUCCUAAGUCUACAGAAGAGCAGAAGGAAGCUAUUAUUAGAUCCGCAAAAUCUAGCACAUUAAGGACCUCUUCACUGCAAGUACGUAAAUAUGCGCCAACAACCAGCUCCAUGACUGAAAGCGCAUGUUGGAAUUGUAACCAGAAAGGACGUAAAAAUCAUAUGUUAUGCUUAUCAUGUGGCUUCUUACAAGAUGUAGAUAUGGAAAUUAACUACUUUCAUUUACUUAAUUUAUCAAAUAAGUUUUCGUUGGAACCGCAAGAGCUAACACGACGAUUCAGGCAACUACAAACAUUGGUACAUCCUGACAAAUUCAGCAACAAAACAGAGCGGGAGCAGAAUAACUCUGCAGAGUGGAGUGCCCUCAUAAAUAGAGCCUACAAAACACUGUCUGCUCCAAUAGAGCGUGGUCAGUAUUUAUUAAAGUUGCAAGGAGAGCAAAUGCCGCAGGAUAAUAGCGCUUUGAAUAAGGAAUUUCUUAUGGAAAUGAUGGAGCUCAACGAGGAAGUGGCUGACACGAAGUCCAGUGAAGAUUUGCAGCGCCUAAAUGAGGACAUUGUGCAACAACUAAACGUAGCUGUGAAAGAGUUAAGCAUCAGCUUUGAGUCAAAAGCGUUGUCUGAGGCAAAGUCUUUACUAGUCAAAAUGAAGUAUUUACAAAGUGUGCAGAAGAGUAUCAAGAAUAAACUGCAAAAUAUGAUGGGUGGUUGAGCUUUCAGCAGAUCACCAAUCUAACGGUGUUCUUUGAAAUAAAUCCGAUUAGCUGUUUGGAUGAUUAAUUGGUAACUAAUACAUAAAUAUCAUAUCUAAUUAAAA